ACGAAACGGGAAGAAACUGGCAUUCCACACUCCACGAGAAAAGUGGAAAUUUUAAACUCGAACUGUUUUUCUCUCAUCAGUGAAAAGAGUACAGUCGAAAAGCAAGUCACGGUACAUCACCUCGAAACAUCGCUCUCAAGUCAGAGAGAGGGGUAAACACGUUCGGUUGUGGUUGGAGAGCCUAGGGCAAACGGAGGCGAACGCGUUUGCUUUUGAGACCAGUUGAAAAACUUCGACCAAGAAUAAUCGAUUUUGGUAUUCAAAGAGCAAAGAUGAACGGUUCGCACAACAUGACAGAGGAGUGUAACCAAUCAUCCAGCAACCACUUUCUCCUUGAACAACCAUCGCCAUUCGACAUCUUCGUCGGCAUACUCAUGAUACUCAUCAUAAUCAUCUCACUACUGGGCAAUCUUUUGAUCUUGUACGCCUUCGUGACAAGUCCCAAGUUGAGAAUCGUGAACAACUACUUCAUAAUGAACUUGGCGCUCUCCGAUAUCUUGACCACGUGUUUAGUGAUACCUUUCGAUGUUGACAUGACGCUUCACGUGCUAAGCAGUUGGAGCUAUGGCCAUGCUAUGUGUAAAGUAUGGACCACAGCGUACACGAUUUCUGUUCCCACCUCCAUCUUCACUCUUUGCGUCGUCAGCAUCGAUCGAUACUACGCGAUCUCAAAUCCCCUUGGAUAUAGAGCGGGUGUAACGUUGAGCAAGAAGAAAGCAAUGUUCUUUAUUCUAAGUGUCUGGGGCCUGAGCUUGUUCAUGGCUUUCCUGCCCGAUGCGGUUGGACCACUAUUCAACAAAACUUUAUCACGUGACUUGCCGCCCGAGUGCACCAAAACGUACGUCUGCACCUUCGACAUGUCGCCUGGUUACUCCGUUGUGAUAACCAUCAUAGCAUUCUUCCUACCAUCUAUCGUCAUGGCAACAUUGUACGCAAGAAUGUAUUUCAUCAUUACCUUCAAGAGAUGCGUGUACGACGCGAGACAACAAGAUGAACAAGUGCUACGUUCAAAAUGGCGACGGCUCGGGAGCAUGAGCGGAUCUAGGAUAAGUAGAGUUUGGCAAGAUGGAAACAGGAAAUCUUUUUCCAACGUUGAAAAUCAUAAUGCAAGAGAAAAUCGAAUGGAAGCAAAAAGAAUGUUUCGGCUGGAUGAAAUAAUCGUGAAUGGAAAUCUACAAAAACAUUUCGAUCAAAAUGAAAACAUUUCAACACCAAGAAAAAAAUCUGACGAAUCGAAAUAUUGUGCAAACGGCUUCACGUUGGGAAAUGAAAAAGGUCUUGCAGACAUGAUGAAAUUUCCCAGAAAAACGAGUGUGUGCGACGAAUUCGGGAUCAUAGCCGAGGAAAGCCCGAAGCCUGGUAACUACAAACAAAAGAAAAACACGAGCAUGGAUUAUGAGAACCACGAUGAAAUCAAAAUGGACGAAGCAAUAUUGGGUAGGACUGUGAUUAUCAACCCUUGUGCCGAAAAUGUUUCUAAUGAAAGCACAGCCACGCAAGGCUCUGCGCAAGGCAACUCUAAAGAUAUUUCAAGCAAACGAAAGGGCGAAAAACUUCCCAGUAAAAUUCAAGGAACACAAAAGAUCAUAAAUGAAAACACCGAGGUUAACAUUGACCGUGAAAUUGACGACAGCGGAAAAAAUUCAAAGAAAACUGACAAUGAGGUAAAUGAGCGCGAAAAUUGUAACGUUGAAGCAAAUUGCCGCGAAAGCAAGCCAACCGAAAUAUCAAACGAAAGAAAUAAGCCUCUAAGCAGCAGCGUAAAUGCGGAAACAGUUGAAAUCCCACACAGCCAACCUAAGAUGAACGGAUCAAAUGCCACAAAGAUGAAUAAAAAAAGCUUUGAAAAUAUGGAAGCCCUGACUAUCGUAAAUCUUACCGAGGUCACGAAGAAUGACAGCGUAAGAAAAAGGAAUGAUCAAAUAUCAAAUGACGAGCAAAGAAAAAAUAUGGAAAAGAAAAUAGACUUCGCAUCGUGGAAGCAUUUCCAUGAAAUAUCCAAAAGAAAAGUGGAAAGAACGAAAAGUGAGACGAAAUCGAGGUUGUCGUCGACGAAUUCCACGGAAAACAGGCCAAGCCAUUCGUUACACCAGACCAAACUGGCACGAAACAUCUCGGUGAUUGUGUUGGUUCAGCUGGCGUGUUGGUAUCCCUACUGCGUGUCCAGUAUUGUGUACAACUUGUGUCAUGGCUGCACGCAUAUCAGCUCAGCAUUUCAGUAUCUGUUGCUCGCGAUUGGCUACUUGAGCUGCGCCAUCAAUCCGUUUCUGUAUGCGUACCAACAGCAAUCGUUCCGACAGGUUUUCAAACGAAUGAUCAAAAAAUUGAGAUUAAAACACUAAGGUAUCCAGGAUUUUCACACGAAUGACCGACACACUUAAAUAGCGAGGUUUUCAAACAAACAAUUAACACACUAGUGUAUCGAGGUUUUCGCGCGAAAGAGGUUUUUAAACGAACGACCAACAAACUAAAGUAUCACAUCGAGUAGUCAGAGUAACUUCAAGUCAUAAACGAGAUUGAGAAGACGAGCAAAAACAAGAGCUCGUCAAUGUAAUUUUAUCUCAUAUAGCAAUGUUGUAUUUUCUAGUUGUAUUCUAGCUACGUAUUCAAAAAUAGAAAUAAACGAAGAUGUUUAAAA
Molecule: messenger RNA, 2638 nt
Organism: Xenia sp. Carnegie-2017
Lineage: Eukaryota; Metazoa; Cnidaria; Anthozoa; Malacalcyonacea; Xeniidae
Product: octopamine receptor-like
Exons: 3
Coding region: 273-2342 (689 amino acids)
Biological process (GO): adenylate cyclase-activating adrenergic receptor signaling pathway
Cellular component (GO): membrane
Molecular function (GO): G protein-coupled receptor activity
Source: RefSeq, a predicted model, not a curated record